This is a messenger RNA of Zingiber officinale, 1706 nucleotides long. RefSeq names its product transcription factor TCP20-like. Gene Ontology annotation, cellular component: nucleus. The record is from RefSeq and is a predicted model, not a curated record. Bases 291 to 1211 code for a protein of 306 amino acids. Gene Ontology annotation, molecular function: DNA-binding transcription factor activity; sequence-specific DNA binding. The transcript has 3 exons. Lineage: Eukaryota; Viridiplantae; Streptophyta; Magnoliopsida; Zingiberales; Zingiberaceae.
GUGUUUUUGUGUCGAACCAGAGACGAACUGUUUGCACCUCUAGCAAAAAGUCAAGGACGGUGGAAAAUCCAAAGUUGAGGACAGGAAUCUCAUGUGGGAUUAGAUUUGGGCAAUCUAAUAAGUUGUCCACUUCGCUCAAAUUGGAUCAUGCGGUGGUGAAUUUAAGGGGAAUCAUUGGAGAGGCAGGGAGGGUCGCUUUUUCUUCUCGCCCUUCUUCAGUCUUCGCGUCCGUCUCCCUCUGGCAGAGAUCCCAAAAUCUUGCCCUCUCUCUCUCUGUUGCAGGCACUUUGAUGGAUUCGAAGGUGCCGCUAGAGGUCGCCGAGCUUCACCAGGAUAAGGGGGAAGGCGCCACGGUGUCGCCAGCGUCACAAAGCAGUGACCUUUCGCCAUCCACGGGCAUGGCGGUGGCGGGGGAGCAAAGGCGGCAUCUUGCGCCCAAGAGGUGCUCCAACAAGGACCGCCACACCAAAGUUGACGGUCGGGGAAGAAGGAUCAGGAUGCCCGCCCUGUGCGCCGCCAGGGUGUUCCAACUUACACGGGAAUUGGGGCACAAGUCUGACGGGGAGACCAUCCAAUGGCUCCUCCAGCAAGCGGAGCCGUCAAUCAUCGCCGCCACAGGCUCCGGAACCAUCCCGGCGUCGGCUCUCGCCACAGCCGCCGCUGCUGGCUCCACUGCCUUUGCCGGGCUCCAACCAAAGUUUGACGAGAUUGAGCAUGGAAGCGCCUCCGUAGUGCGCGCUAACUGGGCCAUGAUUGGGCCUGCAGGCCUCCCUAGGUCUCACCCUGGCUUCUGGCCGCCACCAGGCGGUGGAUUCAGUUCCGGAUUCUUGCAUUCGAUGGCGGCUGCCCCAUCAAGCUCGAACCUUGGGUCCGCAGGCGCUGGAGAUGGUUCCGCCGGCAACUUCAUGCACAGGAUGGGGAUGCAUGGGCUGGAAUUGCCCAUCCCCAACGUGGGAGCAAUGAGUUUCGCAUCGAUGCUUGGAGGCCAUGGACAACAGCUACCCGAUCUGGAGCUUGGCCUCUCUCAAGAUGCCCAAAUUGGGGUUUUGAAUCCCCAUGCCAUGAGCCAGUUUUAUCAGCAGAUGGUGCCCGGGAGGUUGGCUGCUGGCGCCGAUGGUGGCCGGCAGCUGCAGCAACAACAUCAACGACCUCCGCCACCCCCUCAUCAGGAGGAGGAGGAGGAAGAUUCACAGGAUGGGUCAGAACACUAAGAAGGAGGGCAUUCAAGCUGCGAAAUUCAAGCUUUGGCUUCCUUUGAUUCCUUUUCUACUUUGUUUGAAUUCAACUAGAAAAAGCAAGAAAGAUGGACAAUUCGACUUCAUUCAUUGAAGUGUAACAGUGGUUUGAUCUUCCUGCCCAUCCUUUCUCUGCAACCUUCACUAUGGUUUUCAAGCUCAGGUGUGCAAUAACAGAGCUUGACAUAUCGACCGGAAGCCCGAUCUCUUGUUUAUCAAGAUUAACAUGGAGAUAACAUGAGUUCAAAAGGGAACUUGUGAGCAUCUCGGUGGGCAAGUUGUGAUAUUGUUAUUCUUGAGAGGAAAUAACUCUUGUUGUAGACAGUUUCAUCGAUACUUUUUUGGAAAUAUUGUUGUGAAUUGGUGCAUUAAGUUGGCUUGUUUUGAUAGAAAUGUGUAUGAUGCAUAUGAAUUUCGAGAAGUAGAUGUUGCUAUUAUGGGAAUCAUCAAAGGACGCUCCUUUUUGCUCUA